This is a messenger RNA of Dioscorea cayenensis subsp. rotundata (Guinea yam), 847 nucleotides long. RefSeq names its product 50S ribosomal protein L24. Gene Ontology annotation, biological process: translation. Lineage: Eukaryota; Viridiplantae; Streptophyta; Magnoliopsida; Dioscoreales; Dioscoreaceae. Gene Ontology annotation, molecular function: RNA binding; structural constituent of ribosome. The record is from RefSeq and is a predicted model, not a curated record. The coding region runs from base 89 to 568 and encodes 159 amino acids. Gene Ontology annotation, cellular component: mitochondrion; ribosome. The transcript is spliced from 5 exons.
UAUUUCCCCUUUCCUCUGAAAAACCCUCAAAACCCUAGUGAGCGAGUGAGAAAGAGAGAGAGAGAGCGAGAGAGAGAGAGAGAGAGAGAUGGGAUGGAAGGCGGCCCAGAAGCUGAUACCCAAAUGGAAGAUCCUUCGUGGUGACAACGUUAUGAUCAUCAGAGGAAAGGACAAGGGAGAGACAGGCCUCAUCAAGCGUGUAAUCAGAUCUCAGAACCGCGUCAUCGUUGAGGGCAAGAAUCUGGUUAAGAAGCACAUCAAGCAAGGGCAGGGACAUGAAGGUGGGAUCUUUUCUGUGGAAGCCCCUCUCCAUGUCUCCAACGUUCAAGUUCUCAACCCGGUUACUGGGAGACCUUGUAAAAUAGGAUACCGAUAUUUGGAAGAUGGGGCCAAAGUUAGAGUCUCUCGAGGGCAGGAAGCAUCUGGAUCCAUAAUCCCCCGACCGGAAAUAUUAUCACAGAGGAGAAAGCUGAGACCUACCAUACUUGGCCCUAAAGACACUCCUAUGGAUGUUGUGCUCGAAAAAACAUACGACGCCAAAGCUGGACUGGGAAUGCCUGAUCUUUAGACAAUUGUAUCUCACAACAAAGACCAUUGCAUCUCACGGGACCUAUUAACAAUUUGCAGAGCAACUUCUCUAGUUUCAUCCUGAUAUCUGCAUUUGUUGUUAAUGAAGAUUUGAACUGAACUUCAAUUUUAGCCAAUUAUGUGACCAUUUUGGUGAUAUGGAGGUGAAACUGAGCAUGUAAUCUUUUGAUGGAAAUUGCUGGAAAAUGUUUCAAGAAUAAGGAGAUAAUUGUUACGAUAGUUGGAUUAUCCAUAUAAAAAACUUAUAUUUGUUGUUUUG